AUGCUUGUGGUACCUGAUUAUGAUCCUUAUAAUCCAAUUCCUUUGGAUGUAAACGAAGGUUUGGAGCGCUACUUAGAAUUCGAAUCCUCGAUUGCGCUUAAUGAGGAUCACAACAAGAGCAAACUCAAUCUUGCUUUGCGAUUUCGGGCUAUGCUUGUGAUAUUCAAAUACUCCAAGCAUGAAUACUUUGAUCCUUUGGUACCUUAUCUCGCUCUAAGCUAUUUUGAUCGCUUUUUCGCAAGGGGAAAUUCUUUGCCGAGUGUAAUGAGUAGUGAUGACCACAAUGUGGAAUUAAUGGCUAUAUGCUGCCUAACACUUGCUUGGAAGAUGAGAAAAGGAAAUUUCAAAUUCUCUAAAUUGAAGGCAGAUAAACCAGAACUAGAAAUCCUUAAAGUGGAGAAAUUCAUGGCAAUGGAGUCUAACAUUCUUGACGGACUCAACUGUGAUCUGCGUGUUGUGACAGCCUUAUGCUUUGUGCCGUACUUUGUUCCUAAAUUUGGCUCCACUGAUGGAUUCAGUUACAGAACCAUCAAUGAAAUCAUUAUAAAUUCACAAGAGAGCAACCUUGUCAAGAAACAAAAGCCUUCGGUUAUUGCGGCAUUAGCUUUACUUAUUGCUUCCUCACAUCUGUAUCCUCAGCAAUUUCACAGUUUUCGUGAUCAAAUAAUAUCAGAGGGAAUCAUCAGAGAAGAGCAUGUAAAGGACUGCAUGGACCAUAUGAUUAAGCUGUGUCGUUCUUCGAAACUUAUUUUUGAAACUAAUAAGCCUCGAAGACUGGUACAAGCAGAAGUGAAAUGUGAGCAACGCGGUGAUGAAACAACUGAACAAGUGGGUGGUGAAACAUAUGAACAACACAAUACUGAAAAAUCCCAAGAAGAUGCUGCUACGAAGUCUACACAAGAGGUUAAUGAAACUUCAAAACAAUCCACUGCUGAAGAAACUAAGGAAGACACUGCUGAUGUAUCUGAACAAGACCCUGCUGAGAAUUCAUUUCAAAUAGCUGACGAAGAAUCUAAACGAGAUGCUGCGGGGAAAACUAAGCAAGGGGCUGAAGAUCCAUCGUCUAAACAACUCACUGGUGAAAAAUCUGGAGUGCUGGACACAAACUUGCAGAGAGAAGCUGAUAAAGGGAAGAAGAAAGUGGGAGAGACGGCAUCAGAAAUAGCACAGAUGGCAGAAGAGAAGGAAGAUAGGAACUUUAACUUUUCACUUAGAUGGCCAAUGGGAGAAGUAUAUGGAAAAACGAUGACCAUCUUUCGCAGUGACUCUGAUUCAGGGUCAACUCUAAAGACAUCUGAAAAAGAAAAAAAUGAACCUGAACCAGUGCAAAGUGAAGAUGACAGCAGUAUAAAUUUAGAGGCUAUACAGGCUAGUAUGAGAGCCCAAUCUCGAGAGGAUAUAGAGGCUCGUAUGAGAGCCUCAUCUCGAGAUCGAGUGCUGGACUGGCUCAUGUUCGAUGCCUCCUGA
Messenger RNA from Humulus lupulus (European hop), 1467 nucleotides. RefSeq lists its product as uncharacterized. The record is from RefSeq and is a predicted model, not a curated record. Gene Ontology annotation, biological process: regulation of cyclin-dependent protein serine/threonine kinase activity; mitotic cell cycle phase transition. Bases 1 to 1467 code for a protein of 488 amino acids. NCBI's taxonomy places the organism in Eukaryota, Viridiplantae, Streptophyta, Magnoliopsida, Rosales, Cannabaceae. Gene Ontology annotation, cellular component: nucleus; cyclin-dependent protein kinase holoenzyme complex; cytoplasm. The transcript is spliced from 6 exons. Gene Ontology annotation, molecular function: cyclin-dependent protein serine/threonine kinase regulator activity.